Ectocarpus sp. CCAP 1310/34 is the source of this 1228-nucleotide messenger RNA. Lineage: Eukaryota; Phaeophyceae; Ectocarpales; Ectocarpaceae. The record is from the annotation of a GenBank genome assembly.
CGAAGUUUGGGGGGGAGGGGAUGAUCCAGCUGAUGGUACUGCCAUACAAUUGGGUGUNGAACGAAGAGACAUCGAAGGCAGACGUUGGCAACGUAGAACUAGAAAAGGAGUUCACUGAGGACGAGGUUGAGGCGUGUGAGAACAAGCUGAAGUGCCACAAAGCAGUAGGAGCGGAUGGGAUAGUCAACGAGUUCACGAAGUUUGGGGGGGAGGGGAUGAUCCAGCUGAUGGUACUGCCAUACAAUUGGGUGUGGAAAAACGAGUGUACGCCAAGUAGAUGGAGGGAAGGAGUGGUUGUGAACCUGUUUAAGAAAGGAGACAAUACUGACCCAGGAAACUGCAGGGGGAACACACUGUUGAACACAGUAGGAAAAAUGUUUUGUAAGCUGCUGAACGAUAGGAUAGUGCGAGUAUUGGAGAAGGUACAUAGCAUUAGUGAGGGCCAGGCAGGUUUCCGCAAGAAGAGGGGGUGCGUAGACCACGUGUUCACGGUAGGGAGAAUCAUCCAAGGUAGAAAGAGGGCGGGAAAGCCGACGUACUGCUUCUUCCUGGACGUGAAACAGGCGUACGACACCGGGAAAAUGUGGAGAGUGCUGAAGAAGAUGACAGAGUGUACGAAAAGCGCGGUCAUGCUAGACGGAGAACUGUCAAAAUUCUUCGACAUUGAGCAGGGGGUCCCACAAGGUUGCACGCUGUCCCCAACAUUGUUCCAGGUGUUCAUCAACGAUCUGUUGGAAGUCGUAGAGGCAGUCCGGAAGGGAGUAAAAGUAGGGGACACGGAAACGUCGGUUUCAGGAAUGCUGUUUGCGGAUGAUUUUAUCGGUAUGUCGGACGCCCCUGAGGGACUGCAACUGCAAAUCGACGCGGCGAAGAGGUUUACUGACAAGCGGAGAUUGUCUGCCAACGUUAAGAAGAGUGCCGUCAUGGUAUGCAACGAGAACAAGGAGGAACCAGUAGAACAUAGAUGGAAGUGGGGGAUCGAGGAGAUUGCAGUAGUGGACCAGUACACAUACCUCGGAGUAGAGAUCGCAAAAGACUGCUCGUGGAAUGCACACAUGUCCAAGGUAGCGGAAAAGGGCAAAGCACGAGCAGGGAAGCUGCACCCAAUACUCGCAAACCGGCACCUCGAUACACGCAUCAAAUUGACGGUUUUGAAGAGCGUAAUCGUACCGCCGCUAGAGUACGCCGGGAGUAUGGGAAGGAAAUAAGAAGGUACAGUGAAAGAACU